Messenger RNA from Aphanomyces astaci, 791 nucleotides. RefSeq lists its product as hypothetical. Bases 26 to 604 code for a protein of 192 amino acids. NCBI's taxonomy places the organism in Eukaryota, Oomycota, Saprolegniomycetes, Saprolegniales, Verrucalvaceae. The record is from RefSeq and is a predicted model, not a curated record. The transcript has 2 exons.
AAACGAAGUACGUCGAAGUACUGUAAUGGAGAGGCCGACGACACGGCGUGGUGUCCGCCGACGUCCGGCAAACGACGAUGAAGAAAUCGCGCGAGAGAUGCCACCCAACAAGAAGGCGCUGGUGGAUCUGCUUGAGAAUCUGUGCAUUUCCAUGUCUAGCAAUAACAACUCAGCUGCACCCGUGGACGGCAACCGAUCGUAUACUGCUGCCACCUUCAUGUCGACGAACGGACCGCGCCAAUUUGUGUACCCCAGGCGGAGCCAACAAAGCAUCUACUCUGAAUACAUGCGGAAGAUGAACAACACUGCCCCCAAACCGCCUCGCGAUCCAUCCCUUGGCGCGAUGGUGUUGUACAACACAUCACCGACCCUUCCGUCGCCAUUAAGACGGUAUAUGCUUCCUCCAUUUACCAUUCCCGAAGGCAGUGAAAGUGACGGCGAUUACGACGACAGCGGGAUGAUGAUGGAUGUCGACAUGGACAGCGACGACAGCACCGUCCAAGCUCCGAGUCAACCUCGCUUGGCGGGCAACUUGACGCAUGGCGAGUGGUUCCUACCCGAGGACGACGAGGAUGAUGCCAUGGAUAUCAUGGACAUGUUGUAAUCACCAGCAUCUAUUUACUCGUGUCGUCGUUCAUGUGGAAGGAACGUUUCGUCCGUGGCGUCGAUCGAUCUUAUUGCGCCCAAAUAUCGAAUGUGAAAUAACGUUAAAAAAUCAAUGACAUCGCGCCCUAUACACUGUACUUACGGAGGUCAUAUUGGCGGUUUCACUUUUAAAAUAGCCAUCGAGG